Molecule: messenger RNA, 3086 nt
Organism: Spirometra erinaceieuropaei
Lineage: Eukaryota; Metazoa; Platyhelminthes; Cestoda; Diphyllobothriidea; Diphyllobothriidae
Source: the annotation of a GenBank genome assembly
AUGGUCGUGGUGGUCGCUCACUUGCUUGCAGGUGAGACUGCGCCUAGCGUCUACUUGCUGGCACUUAACUCUCACCUGUGGCUCCACGUAACUGGACUCUGCUCAGUGGCCACACCCCGGGCAACCGUCUCGACCGGCGGGCUUAACCAGGUGAGGGGGCCCUGUGCGCUGUGCCGUGUGCACAGGGUUUGAGGAUUCCGUUGGAUGGAAGGUCGGAUGGAACCUUGCGUCGGCACGGUCGUGACGUGGUUCGUCACGCCGACGAAGACCGCGGCUUACGGCGAAUUCGAGUCGCUCUCCACUACAACCCGAAGUCGUGGUCCCAUAGUGGAGUUCGGCCGUGCCACAGCGGCACAUGGCAGCCCUAUUCAGGGAUGGCACUGCCAGUCCCCACGAGGGGAAGGGCCUAGAAAAGGUGGCCUAAACAUUGCUGGGUACCACGCCGUCUCCAGGCUAGCCAGGGCCGCAGACGUCUAAUCAUGGUCGAAACAAUCAGACUGGAAACAUCAACAAUACCAAUAACAACAACAACCAUACUCCUUCUCCUCAUCCUACCUCUUCUUCCUCUACCUCCGUCUAUUCUUCUGCCUAUUCUUCUCCUUCGUCAUCUUCUUCUCCACCUCCUUCCCGUCGCCCCACUCGUUGUCACCAGACUGGCAGGGUGAGCCCGCUCACUCUGGCAGCCUGGAAUGUUCGUUCCCUUUUAGACAAUCCGAGGAGCAACCGACCGGAGCGGAGGACGGCGCUAGUGGCACGAGAACUGGCGCGCUACAAGGUGGACAUCGCCGCACUCAGCGAGACCCGUUUCUCCGAACAAGGCCAACUGGAGGAGGUGGGUGCCGGCUACACCUUCUUCUGGAGCGGUCGACCCAGGGCAGAGCGACGGGGCGCGGGUGUCGCCUUCGCCAUCCGGAACGACAUCGUGGGACGACUGCCCUGUUUGCCGCAGGGCAUCAACGAUCGCCUGAUGAGCCUCCGCCUGCCUCUCUGGGGAGGCAAAUUCGCCACCAUCAUCAGCGCCUACGCUCCGACGAUGACCAACCCCGACGCCGUCAGAGACAAAUUCUACGAGGACCUGCACACCCUCUUGGCGACUGUGUCGAAGGCGGACAAGUUGAUUGUCCUUGGCGACUUCAACGCCCGCGUCGGCACAGACCAUACUGCCUGGAAAGGUGUGCUGGGUCCCCACGGUCUCCGCGGCUCAAACGACAAUGGUCUGCUGCUUCUCCGCACCUGCGCAGAACACCGCCUCAUGCUGACGAACACGUUUUUCUGUCUGCCGGAGCGAGAGAAGGCCACCUGGAGGCAUCCUCGGUCUCGCCAGUGGCACCUGCUGGACUAUGUCCUCGUCCGGAGGCGAGAUCAGCGGGAGGUGCUGGUGACGAAGGCAAUCGCGGGAGCUGAUGGGUGGACCGACCAUCGCCUCGUCAUCUCGAAGAUGCGUAUUCGCCUACAGCCUCGCAGGAGACCACAAGGUAAGCGACCCCCAGGUAAGCUAAAUGUUGCCUUGUUGUCUUUGCCCGCUCACCAUCUCCAUUUCAGCAAUGAGCUAGCUCAACGGCUAGACAACCUUCCUAUCGCUGCCGCCGACGACGCCGCCGCUGCCGAGAACGCCUCCGUGGAGAACCGCUGGUGUCAACUGCGAGACACGGUCCAGUCGACGGCGCUCGCCGUCCUCGGUCGCGCUCCCCGCCAACACCAGGACUGGUUCGACGACAACGAAGCCGCCAUCAGAAAUCUGCUAACUGAGAAGAACCGCCUACACAAAGCCUACGUAGAUCACCCCACUGAUGCCACCAAAGCUGCCUUCUACCGCAGUCGCCGCCAACUUCAGCAACGACUGCGCGAGAUGCAGGACGCCUGGACUGCUCGCAAAGCUGAGGAGAUCCAAGGGUACGCGGACCGCAACGAAUGGAAGAAAUUUUUCUCUGCGAUCAAAGCUGUCUACGGUCCGCCGACGAAGGGCACCGCUCCUCUCCUCAGCGCCGACAGCAACACUCUCCUGAAUGAGAAGACGCAAAUCCUGCAGCGAUGGGCCGAGCAUUUCCGUGGCGUCCUCAAGCGCCCCUCCGUCAUCUCCGACGCCGCCAUCGAGCGUUUGCCGCAAGUGGAGACCAACGUGCACCUCGACCUCCCGCCAUCUCUCCAGGAGACCAUCAGGGCCGUGCAGCAGCUCUCCAGCGGGAAAGUACCCGGAUCGGACGCAAUCCCUGCUGAGGUCUACAAGCACGGAGGUCCCCAACUGAUGGAUCACCUGACUGCGCUCUUCCAAGAGAUGUGGCGUCAAGGUGAAGUCCCGCAAGAUUUCAAAGACGCAACCAUCGUGCAUCUCUACAAGCGCAAAGGGAAUCGCCAAGUCUGCGACAAUCACCGCGGCAUCUCCCUGCUGAACAUCACUGGGAAGAUCUUCGCACGAAUCCUCCUCAACCGCCUCAAUAACCAUCUGGAACAGGGCCUUCUGCCGGAAAGCCAAUGCGGCUUCCGUCGUCAUCGUGGGACCACGGAUCUGAUCUUCGCCGCCCGUCAACUUCAUGAGAAGUGUCAGGAGAUGCGGACCCACCUGUACUCUACCUUCGUGGACCUGACGAAAGCCUUCGACGCGGUGAAUCAGAAGGACUGUGGAAGAUCAUGCAGAAAUUUGGCUGUCCAGAGCAAUUCACUCAGACGGUAUGAUGGCGCGAGUCACGGACAACGGAUCUGUCUCAGAGGCAUUCGCAGUGACUAACGGAGUGAAGCAGGGAUGCGUGCUGGCACCAACCCUCUUCAGUCUUAUGUUCUAUGCCAUGCUGAUAGACGCCUACCGCGACGAACGUCCCGGGAUCCGCAUCGCCUACAGGACGGACGGUCACCUCCUGAAUCAACGGCGGAUGCACUUCAAAUCGCGUGUAUCCACAACCACCGUGCACGAACUCCUCUUCGCCGACGACUGCGCCCUGAACACCACCUCGGAAGAAGAGAUGCAACGGAGCAUGUACCUGUUCUCCGCCGCCUGCGAGAACUUCGGUCUGGUCAUCAACACGCAGAAGACGGUGGUGAUGCACCAACCGCCACCCAACUCAUCCACAGCCCCCAACGCGCCGCCGUAA